CUUUUUCUCUCUUUUUUUUCUUUUAUUUUUUUGUAAUUUUAACCUCAAUGAAAGAAAUUCAACCUUCUUCUAAUUACACAACUAAUCAAUGCUAUAAUGCUUCCAGCGAAAUUACAUUACCAUUUGAAAGACAAUGGAGUAUUCGACAAGCAAACAGUAGACUCCAAGCUUAUGGAUUACAAACAGCGUUAGAGAAUGAUCUUAAUUGUCAAGUAUUACGAGAAAAGGAAAAACAAGUUCAAGGUUCAGCUAUCCCAUUAGACAAUCUAAAUGGCUCGACUGAAUCUCAAUUCAGCAGUAACAAUCCAUAUCUUUCAGGCACAGCAAUGAUUCAGCAACCCAGUCGAUCCCCUGCUUAUCGAAAUCCAAAACACAAAACUUAUGGCUUUCAGGACCCCUUCGCUGAGGCACCUAUGGAAGCUUGGCAAGAAAUAAAAGAUUAUAAUUUACGAGUGAAUGGACUACCGACGUUGGAUCAAAUGAUGCGACUUCAUACUUAUAGCCCUCUUACACAAUCCAAUUUUGCAACUUUUUUACGGCGGCGUAAUGUGCAUCAAAAUCUAAAUUUUUUAAUGGAAUUAGAGACGCAUGAUAAGCUUUGGAGAGCAUAUCUUCAAAGUAUAGAUCGUCAGAAUAGACAACGACUUUCAAGGUUUUUAGAAUCUGCAGCAGAAAAGGAACCAUACUAUCAGAAUAAUAGCUUACCAACAAGCCCUUCUGGUAUUAUAUCGUCUUCUAUGGCUUAUUUAGAAACAUCCGAUACAGAGGAUCUCUUAACAGCUUUACCUCCUCUGCCUUUAACACCACGUUCAUAUAACAGUCAAGUUGAAUAUUAUGCCUCUCGAGGUGAUGCAUCGUUAAAUCGACAUGAUCUUAUUCAAAAUGCAACUCGUAUCUAUCGCACCUAUUGUUCACCAUUAAAUGAUGCAGCACAGACAAUCCAUUUACCAGAUGACCAUCGUCGAGCACUAGAAGAAUUAGUUGAAAACAAUAAAAGACCUGAGCCAAUCGUAUAUGAUUCAGCUCGAUCCCAUGUCUUUGAAAUUUUAAAUGUCUUUUAUUAUCCACUAUUUGUAGAUGAUGUCCUUCAUAAAAACAUCUCUAUCGGUACUUCUCGUUUGUUUUUAGGACUUGGAAUGAUUAUAUUAAUAUUAGGUUUUUCCCUGGAGUUAUCAUCGAUAUUUUUAGAUACAGGUACUAUUUAUUUACGUUGGAUUGCUUCACUGCCUUUCUUUAUAGGCUGGUCAUUAUUGAUUACUAGUCUAACGGAUUUUUCUUGGUGGUUUGGCAUAUUUAGUAUAAAUGAAAUUCAGUUUAUGAUUUAUUCAGAAAUUCAAGAUAUUACCGUGAAAAGAUUACAUCGUAAAAGAGGAUGGAUUUGUUUAAUCCUUAUACUUUUUUCUUCUUUAAUUACAACUGUUAUUUUUGUCUUUAUUCCCUCUCAUCGUUUAUAGCAUAUUUAUUUAUUUAAUUUUUUCUUAUUAUAUCCUUAUUCUACUAAUAAUUAUUAUCUAUAAAAUAUAGAUACUUAUCCAGUUCGGGUAAAAAUACAUGUGUGUAUACCUUUUACUAAAAUAAUGUUGCAAGGGAAAAAAAAAAAAUCAAAGUGUAUCACUUACAUGAAAAAAAAAGAGUGCUACACAAUACAGGAAAUUAAAAAAAUAAAAUAAAAUAAAAAAUAAUAGCAUGUCGUAUAUAACAAUUGUUUACUAAGUAGGAUAAA
Molecule: messenger RNA, 1723 nt
Organism: Cokeromyces recurvatus
Lineage: Eukaryota; Fungi; Mucoromycota; Mucoromycetes; Mucorales; Mucoraceae
Exons: 2
Coding region: 48-1454 (468 amino acids)
Biological process (GO): intracellular protein localization
Cellular component (GO): plasma membrane
Source: RefSeq, a predicted model, not a curated record